AUGGCUCUUCGCGGCAUGGCGAGGAACAAGAUGAUGCACAAGAUCAUCUGCUGCCUCGCUUUGUCUGCGCUUGGCCUUAUCCUUCUAUCCCGAAGCUUAUCUUCUGCAAGCUCUAAGACUUCGUUAGCAAGCAAGUGCAAACCUGUCUUUGGGUCUUGGAGAGAUUGGGACGCGGAGAGCCCUGAAUGUCUGCAUGGAUACUUGAACGAGCAGACUCCGCCGACAAAGGAGUGCAUGCAAGAUCCUCUCAUGUGUGCGGCGAAAGCAUUGGAGGAAAACUCGAGGGCUGAGGACGAGGGAGGGGCCAAGUCAACUGCGAUCUACAAUGGCCCGGGACCAGCAAGUCUCAAUGCGUAUCCAGCCCGAGGCCCCGACGUCUGGCCGAGCUCUGUUUCUGGUCCUGCCCAGGGAGAGCUUGGUAGGUAUCCCAUCGCCUUCAACGGUGAGCCCAGCUUCAUUCCAGCAAACUACAGAUCCAAGACCCCUGGGAGACUCCAAGAGUUGUCGCAGUACUACCUCGGGGAUCAGGGAGCCUUGUCAUCCCAGGAGGCUUCCAAGGAUUUCGACUCGUUCUUUGAUUCCCUGGGCAGCAGCGGAGCUGAGAACAAGCUAUCACGCAGGCAGUCAACCAUGCCUAUGAAACAUGAAGUGAAGCGUCCUCAUGGUGCCGUCUCGAUCACGAAGUCCUUACACCGCCACGCGGCACACAGAGCUGUCCAAGUGGCCCACGCCGAGCAGGUUCAUCAGGAAGAAGCACAACAGGCGCAGGAAGUGGAGCAUGAUGAAUCGAAGCAGCUGGUCACGAGGCCUGACAGUCAGUCUCAGCUGCCUCGGGCACAACCUGAGGCACAAAGCAUACCAGUCAAGUGGACCAGGCACUACGACCCAGUCAGCAUGCGAUAUUAUUAUGUUGGCGACAAUGGAGCGAAAAGAUGGGAUGAAGUGAAGAAGCCGUACUUUCCAAACUUCUCUGUGUUGAAGGCGAAGAAUGCUCUGGCGAAGGAGAGGCAGCUCAAGAUGUUAAAACAAGCAUCGAAACAGAAGGCUGGCACUGCGAAUCAAUCGGCACAGCAGAAGCAGAAGUCUUUGAGAGAAGCUAUACCAGGAAUGGACUCCACCUUGAGCCAGGCCCUGCUGGACUGCAACACGCCAAACUGCAAGCAGAUUGAGGGGAAGAUACUCAAGAGGGUGAGCAAGAGCAUUCGGCCACAGAAGCUUGCUAGCUCAAGCAUGGAGGUCGAAUGGGGGGGUCCAGCCUCAACUCGGACGAUUGACAAAGGUCCUGGCGACAAUGAAGCUGGGUGGGGAGGGCCCGCCUCGGUUCAGACCAUGGACGCCGGGCCAGGCGACAACGAAGCAGGAUGGGGUGGCCCUGUAUCUGUACAGACUGUGGAAGCGGGUCCGGGAGACAACGAAGCUGGCUGGGGUGGACCAGCGUCAGUGCAGACGGUAGAUGCCGGCCCAGGAGAUAACGAAGCGGGCUGGGGAGGACCGGCGUCGAAGGACACUAAGAUGCCAUUGGACAGCAUGAGCAGUGGACCGAUCACCCUCCAGACUUCUCAGCCCUCCUCUCACCUGAGUUCGAGCGGGCCUAUCACGAAGCAAACUUCCCAGCCGCUUCAGAGCAUGGGAUCGAGUGGCCCCAUGACGAAUGAGCAGAUGAAGGCUGCAGGGAGGAAGCGCGACGGAGGGAGAGUGGUCGGGCAACUCAACGAUUUCCUUACCAUGGAGAAGCACCUGAGGCAGGAGGGCUAUCACUUCGCUCCUCAGCCUUCCCAGCAAGCGCUACAUCCUGUGAUGGACAGAGAGAAGAUAAUCUUCGGCAAGGAUCCCAACCUGCCGACCAUUGAGAGGCCAGUCAAGACCCUCGCGGCUCGCGCUAGCCAGUACAAGGAAGCAGCAGACUCGCUGGAGUUCUUCGGCAAACACUAG
Molecule: messenger RNA, 1932 nt
Organism: Guillardia theta CCMP2712
Lineage: Eukaryota; Cryptophyceae; Pyrenomonadales; Geminigeraceae
Exons: 30
Coding region: 1-1932 (643 amino acids)
Source: RefSeq, a predicted model, not a curated record